This is a messenger RNA of Schistocerca americana (American grasshopper), 867 nucleotides long. RefSeq lists its product as uncharacterized. The record is from RefSeq and is a predicted model, not a curated record. NCBI's taxonomy places the organism in Eukaryota, Metazoa, Arthropoda, Insecta, Orthoptera, Acrididae. Bases 1 to 867 code for a protein of 288 amino acids. The transcript is spliced from 6 exons.
AUGUAUACAGAACUCUCGGGACUCUACACGCUGAGCGGAACGUCCGCAACCCUGGAACCGCCGUCUGCCGCGGUCCCAGCUGUGGCCCACCUUGCAGCCGGCCUCUCGAGCUACGGACCGCCGCCGCCACCUGCAGGAGGGGUGGAGGGUGAGGGCUGCGCCCGCGCCCUGGCGGCUCUCCACCGGCUCACGUGGACCGAGGCCAACCAGCUGGGCCAGGAGCUCUGCUGCCGAGUCGCCGCCGACUGUAUAGACUCCUGCUCUGCACCGAGGCUGAACGACGUGGAAUGGAACGAGACAGCGCUGCAAACGGAUCAUCUGAGGCGCUAUGUCCUCUCCCAGUCAGUGCACGCUGUUCGACGCAUCACAAGAGCCAUACACGCCAGGGGACAAUGUGAGAGCCACAAUCGGCCUACUUUUAUGCUGAGGGACUCGAACAAAACUGAACUCCAGGUCCUGCGGAAGGUCUACCUGGAACAGCUGUCCAGCUACUAUCGAGACUUCACACAGCUGUUCUCAGUCGGUGUGACGCAUCUCUCACGUCUGUUCAUUCCCCUCGCAUUCGAAUACAUGGGUAACCAUACGACUGACCGGAGACUCCAUGGAUGGAUUAAGGACAUGGAACGUGUGAGAGAUAUGAUGCACAUGAAAUUAAGCAGUUGGGUACACGACGUGCAAGCCGUCAGCGAACAGAUAGCACACUACGAGAUAGAAGAUGACAAGAAUAGGCCUGGAUUCGCAAAAGAUGAGUAUCACCGCGGCACGGGUUAUGAGUACCAGCUUGUAAGUGAAGAAGUUGUUCUGUACGUCCAAGCAGAACUGCCUGUAACUUCGAUACAUUACAUGGAAAUGAUUUGUAAGCCUUAG